This is a messenger RNA of Cataglyphis hispanica, 2191 nucleotides long. RefSeq names its product cytochrome P450 9e2-like. Gene Ontology annotation, molecular function: monooxygenase activity; heme binding; iron ion binding. Bases 229 to 1785 code for a protein of 518 amino acids. NCBI's taxonomy places the organism in Eukaryota, Metazoa, Arthropoda, Insecta, Hymenoptera, Formicidae. The transcript has a single exon. The record is from RefSeq and is a predicted model, not a curated record.
UCAGUAAUGCUUCGAUACGAGCAGUCGUGCGUGAGGAUUCUAAGUGGGCAGAUCGCUUUGACCCGACAGAACAAUCGCGCUCAACAUAUUGCAUUGGAUUAUAACUUGAGAGUAUCUCGCACACAAUCGCGAACUGUGAUAUUGGCACAAACUUUCUCUCCACACUGAUAUUUGACUUUAUUCCGGGUCGAAAGGAACAAUCGAGUAUCCCGAUUAAGCUAGUUUAUUAUGGAGUACUGGACGAUAGUCUUAUCGAUAUUAACCGGCGUACUUGUCGUUUAUUAUUAUUUCUCGCCUCGCAAACGGUCGAAUGUUUUUCAGCAGCACGGCGUUCCAUAUAUAAGGCCGCAAUUUGUGUUAGUAAGAUUGUGGGAGAUAUUUAUACGUCCAAAAAGUUUUGCCGCGUUAAAUAAAGAAAUAUACAAUUUUCAUCCCGAUGCUAAAUAUAUUGGUUUCUUUAAUUUCUCGCAAGUUGUCGUUGUGUUACGUGAUCUCGAAUUGAUCAAGUCUAUCGGCAUAAAAAAUUUCGACUCGUUUCAUGAUCACAUAUUUUUUGGCAGCGACGCCCAAGAUCCGCUUUUCGGGAAAAAUCUGAUCGCACUUCGUGGAGAUGAAUGGCGUGACGUCAGAACGCUUCUGAGUCCUUCUUUUACGUCUAGCAAAAUGAGGGCUAUGUUUCAAUUGAUGACCGAAUGCGCCGUAAAUUUUUCGGAGUAUCUGGUAAAAGUGCCGCCUGAUAAACGCAUCAUGGAAAUGAGGGACAUUUUUUCGAGAUAUUCUACCGAUGUGAUUGGCACGUGUGCUUUUGGCAUUAGCGUGGAUUCGAUGAGAGAUCCGGAAAACGAUUUCUACAUGUUCGGCACAAAAGCGAUAAAUUUUAAUACAACCGCCUUUAUAAAAAUCCUACUGUACCAACACAUGCCAAGGCUCAUGCGUCUGUUAAAUAUUAAGAUGAUAGAUGAACGUACCAAUGCAUUCUUUAUAAAUCUGAUAGCUGACACCAUAAAGAUCAGAGACGAGAAAAAUAUCAUUCGACCGGACAUGCUCCAGCUGAUGAUGGAUAGUAGAGGGAAAAGAGAGCCCGCAAGAGAACUAACCAUUCUCGACAUGACAUCGCAGGCGUUCAUUUUUUUCCUCGCUGGAUUCGACAGUAGCUCGACCUUGAUGAGUUUCUUAGCGUACGAGAUUGCCGUCAAUCCACAUGUCCAGGAGAAAUUGCAAAAUGAGAUCGAUAAGGUUUUGGAAGAUACAAACGGUCAACCAUCCUACGAGACAGUCAACGGGAUGGUGUAUCUGAACGCUACGAUUAACGAGACUCUCAGAAUGUAUCCGGUGCAAUUGAUGACGGAUAGGGUGUGCACGAAAGACUUUGAGUUGCCCGCUACAUUGCCAGAUGGCAAACCAUUUCUCGUGAAAGCGGGAAUGUUAAUAUGGAUCUCUUUUUAUGGCCUCCAGCACGAUCCCAAGUACUUUCCGGAGCCGGAGAAAUUCAAGCCUGAGAGGUUCCUGGGUGAAAACAAAGAGAGCGAAUGUAAUCUCAAUGCUUAUUAUCCAUUCGGAUUAGGACCGAGAAUGUGCAUCGGCAACAGAUUCGCAUUGCUGGAGACGAAAGUUAUGCUACUACAUCUGUUGGCUCGUUGUGAUUUGAAACCAUGCGAGAAAACUUCAAUACCGUUGAAAUUAAAAAAGGGUGGCUUCUCCAUGCGGGCCGAAGGCGGUUUUUGGCUGAGCCUUGUGCCAAGAGAGAAACGGUACUCUACACAACCGCUCACAAACACAAAUUAAGUAUCUUAGUUGUAAGAUAAUCUUUAUUCUGAAUGUUAAUAUUCAAAAUCUACAAAAACGGGAGACCACGGGCAUAUUUUAUAUAAUAUCAAUGGAUAAUAUAUUAUAUACGUAUAAACUUGUAAAAUAAUUAAAGUAAAAAUAAUAAAGAGAUUUAGUAGUAAUGAUGGACGAUGACAGACGAGAUUGUGCGGCGAUUUUGCAAUUCAUUCUAGCAAUACCAGUAAUCUUGAUUAUAAAAAAAAGCCUUUUAUUCUCUCCAUCAUUUAUCAAUGAUUAAUGAUACACGUGUUCAAGAUCAUCGAAAAUUAUUCUAACAGGCAAUUUUGUCAUCUUUCUGUUGCCAAUUAUUGGAGUAAAUCACGUUAAUCACGACAAAUAUUAGCAAUGUGCAAAAAGCAAAAAU